CCUCUUCUACCGACGGAGCCGGCUCCUCUAACUUGCCUCUUACCAAGUUAGGAGCCUAACAUAGCCCAUAUCCACCGCACAAAUCAGAUCCAAUGGCUCUCCUUUUCCCAGUACUUUCCUGCCGCUGUUGCCUUACCUCGAUUCACGCCGCCACUGCCUCUCGCUCGAUUCAGGCCACCGCUGUAUCUCGCUCGAUUCAGGCCGCCGCUGCCUCUCCCUGAUCCAAGCCCCUGCAGCUGUUGCCCCUCCCUUUAUUCAGGUCGUCGUUGGUCUCCAUCACGGACGAGUGCGAGCUGGAUCGAGUUGAUGGCGGCGCAGCGAGGUGAAGGUGGGGCGACGCCGCAUGGAGGAAAGGGCAGGUUGGAUGGGCUCGCGCAGAGGAGAACCAGCAGCAGACCGACGAGCUUGGACGGCUGAUGAGGAGGCGAACUCGUGGGAAAGAAGGUAGCGCGGCGGCGUUGUUGGACAGUGAGCUCUUUCGAAGUGCUGAAAGAACCGGGCAAUGUUUAAAUCUGAUUUCAGAUGAUGCUUUAAGUCAUUGUUGAGACUCUCACUUAGCUGCGUGCUCCGCAUACCCAAGGGGCAAAGGGAACUACACAGAAGCAGCAAUGGAUGAAGGGAUGGAGCUUAAGGGGUGCGUUUGCCGGAUCAAGAGCUGCGCCGGCCAACUUCUGUCGAUGGAGGAGGAUCUGGUGACUGAUCUGGACGAUGACUCAUGGGACUUGGUCUGGAGGGACCUCCGGCUGAAAGCGACCUUCUUGUACAUUGAUCUGAGCCGUGUGAUCUCCCGAAGUGAGAACGAUGAGCGCAGGAAGGCGCUCACCCUUCUCGCCAACAAAUUCUUCUACUGCACGGAUGAGCUGGGUGAUGCGGUGACGAGCCGAAGCGUCCCCGUCGUGAAGAUGUGCUACAACGACACUGCUCAGGCUCUCCGUGAGUUGCUCGCGGCCCUUGCGCCGCCGCAGUAGCAUGUUGGGCUCAUGCCAUGUGGCCCUGUACUGCGAUGCGAUGCGAUGCUGUGAGGCAGGAUCAAGCAGACACAGCAUUUGCAUCUUCUGGAUAGCAAGGAAAGGAUGGAGUCGUGCCAGAAACUCUUGCAGAGGGAUGAGUCUUUAUGUAAGGAACGUAUGUGCCUGAAACUCACAUGGGCAUUUUCCAGAUGAGCACUGGCUAGAGCACCUGUGUACAUACAUGGUCCAAAUAUCUCCGCAGUUGAAGCAGAGCAAGAGAAAUAAUACCUAGCGUGUGGUUAUCUCCAGCAAAGUUUUCUCCUGUUUUGUUUCUGAUUUUAAUUAUAUAUGUCCGUGUUUACCUGACGGUAAUCGUUGCCAAAUUUCA
Messenger RNA from Triticum dicoccoides, 1338 nucleotides. Its product is annotated as photosynthetic NDH subunit of lumenal location 3, chloroplastic-like. Gene Ontology annotation, cellular component: chloroplast; extrinsic component of membrane; photosystem II. Lineage: Eukaryota; Viridiplantae; Streptophyta; Magnoliopsida; Poales; Poaceae. Bases 609 to 968 code for a protein of 119 amino acids. Gene Ontology annotation, molecular function: calcium ion binding. The record is from RefSeq and is a predicted model, not a curated record. Gene Ontology annotation, biological process: photosynthetic electron transport chain; photosynthesis. The transcript is spliced from 4 exons.